CAAAUGAAGUUGACUCUCCACGUUUGCGCUAGACAAUGCGCCUCCCAGUCUGUCCAGUGGAGUUAAUUCACCGCAGCCUCUGCUCUUUGCUCUUUGCUCUUUUCUCUCUGCUUUCUCCUCGCGUCGUGUUCUUUGUGUUUGUCUUUCAACAGCUCUCACACACUCUCUUCCCCUCCCCUCUCCAUCUCUUCUUGUGUUAUUCCCUCUCGCCUUCACGCCACACGGUCUGCUCGAGUAUGAGCCGUCCACGCUGAACCCACUGCGACGACCAAGAUGAGAUCCGUACACCAGAACCUCAAGCUGUUUCGCAGCUGCGCAUCAAUAUGGAACCGUCUGCGGUCGUCGCCUAUUGAUUUCUUCGACGCCUUUUGGAACUGGACCCGUCGCUUCUUCUUCGCACUGGGCUUCCUUGCCCUCUUCAGCGCCAAAACACUGCAUCUCUACGCACACUUACACUCCUUGCCCGCCCACAAAUUCUUCCUCUGGGGCUUCACCUUUUACACGCAAGAUGUCGCCUUUACGUUCUUCAUUCGGAUCCUCACGCAAAAGUUCCCCUGGCGCUGGUUGGACGCCGUUGGGGCCGUUUUGGUUAUCCCGUUCAGUCUUAUAAUGUCCGGCAUGGCCUCUGCGAACAUUUCCUUCUACUUCACCGCCGGCGCCGAGAUCAACUGGCGGCAGGCCAAGUCGUUUCACCGCGAUGCUGCGGCUAUCCGCACCCUCCUCACCGGCCUAACCGGAUUCCUCAUCGUGCAAGCAAUUCUCGCCGCAAUUGCUUGGGUCUUUGCUCCUUUCUUCCACCGCGUUGUUGGCGGUAUUCUCCACGUUCUUGCCGAGCCGUUCAAGCUCGUGUUUCGGCCAAUUUGCUCGCGUGUGUCGACAUACGUCCGAAAUAUCCGCCAGCGAUACCAGCCUCUGCCGGACCCUGAGAUCUACGAACGUAUGGCCGUUAAUGAUUACGAGGAUUAUAAGAGCGAUGAUGAGGAGGAUUUUUUGCUCAACACCGCGGAGCGCCAGCCGCUGCCCCAGAAGCGUUUACCUGUCGGCCGACGAGUUGCGGUCUGGCUCCCGCUAUUCCUCCUCGCGGCCUUUCGCAUCGCGCGCCCGCCGUAUCCGUCGUACAUUUUCCUCUCUGGCGCGCUGCCAUUGACUCCCUUUGCUGGAAUGCACCGUGCGACACUCGGCGAACAGGCGGGUUUUAUUCCGGAUUACGUCUGGCUCGAGGGACAAACUGCGCUUACGAAGCCGCCGGCGUGGGAUUGGUUGCCGGAGGAGACGCUGCCUGGUUUCGAGGACUGGAAGGGGAAUCGCCAGCACUAUUCCCCGUCGAGAGAUCCGCUGCAUCUGUCGAACCUCCAGGAGCCGGUGCUCGAGUCGUUGCGCGAGACGUUGGAGAGCGGCGACGUGAAUAUCAAGCAUGUUAUUCUCCUCAAGCUCGAGAGUACCCGCGGCGAUGUCUUUCCGCUGCGCAAUGGCUCGUUCAUGUGGAAUAAAAUAGUCGAUUCAUUUGACGGGAAUGAGAUGCCGGAGAGUGCGAUCAAAACCGUCGCCAACCUUACCCGCACCGCCGAAUUCUUGACCGGUUUUGAUUCCGGCUUCGACCAGUACCGCGAGGGCGAGAGAAAGUCGUACGGCGGCAUCAGCGCUAGCAACGCGUUCACUACGGGCACAUACACGAUCAAGAGUUUGGCUGGGACAGUUUGCGGUAUUACUCCGCUCGUUGCUGACUUUAACCGCGAGUACAAGUACCACAUCUACCAGCCGUGCAUGCCGCACAUCGUCAACGCGCUCAGCCAUCAAACGGACAUCACCGAGGAAGAGGACUACCGCACCUGGCCGUGGCACUCGGUCUGGAUGCAAUCUGUGACAGACACGUACGAUCACCAGAACAAACUGACGCCAAAGAUGGGAUUCGAGGACAUUUACACGAAAGAGCGCAUCGAGAAGCCCGAUGCAAAGCACUACCCGCUCAAAAAUAAAGAGGUCAACUACUACGGCUAUCCGGAUACGGAACUGGCAGACUACCUCCGCGACGCGAUCGACGAGGCCGAGGAGAACCAUUCCCGGCUCUUCUUGACACAUCUGACGGGAACGACGCACCAUCCGUGGGGGAUGCCGAACGACGAGUACGAGAACAUCCUUGGGCCGUCGUUCAAGGGCAAGAACAACGAUCUGAAUAAAUACCUGAACACGAUCGGCUUCGGCGACCGCUGGAUCCGCCAGAUCAUGGAUAUCCUCGAGGAAAAGGGCGUCGCGAACGAGACGCUGCUCGUCAUGGCCGGCGACCACGGCCUCUCGCUCCCCAACGACGGCGGCAUCACCCCAUACAACAACCCGCACAUUGGCAGUUUCCACGUUCCUAUCGUGCUGGCGCAUCCGCACCUUCCCGCGGUUGAAGUAAAAGACCCCGUCAUUUCAAUGCAAAUCGUCCCGACGAUCCUCGAUCUCCUCAUUGAAUCCUCCUCGCUCGGCCCCAACACCACAAAAGCCGCCCGCGACAUCCGCGGGAUCUACGAGGGCCAGUCGCUUAUCCGCCCGCUGUACCAAGAAGCCAACGGGAUGGAGGACUGGCAGUUUAGUGUGAUGAACACAGGCGGGUCGUGGCUUGCCGUGCGGUCGGCAGCGAAGCCCGCGUGGCGCAUCGUUAUCCCGCUCAUCGACGACGUCGAGUGGCGGUUCAGUGAUAUCGAAAAGGACCCGCAGGAAAAGGACACGAUUACGAGUUUCAGCUUCUACGAUCUGACCGACGCGCUCUGGCAUCGGUAUGGCGAGAAGAAGGGGCGCCAUGGUCACGACGACGACGAAGAAGACGAGGACGAUGAGAAACACGACCGACGAACCGCGCAUGCUCUUUUCCAUCACCCGCCUCCUCCCCCGGGUCCGAUCUCCCGUCACCCGCCAGGUCCGCCGCCUCCACCCGGCCAUCCAGAGCAUCGCCCCCCGCCGCCUCCUCACCCUCCGAUCACCAUCUCGCCUGGUCGUCCUCGCCCGGAGGAUCGGCCGUGGGAGCCCGAGGUCGUUCGCUGGGCGCGCGACGCGGCGCACAUGGCUGAGUGGUGGAUUGCGGAUAAUUGGCGGCGAUACGAGUACAAGAAGCGAUAAACGAGAACAAGGACUCGUCGCCGAGGAAGAGAUUUCCUUUCUUGCAUAUUCGACUUGAACCUUGAACACUUUAAUUGAAAAUAAGUGAUCUGCCUGGGUAUGAUCAUAUCCUCGAUUUCCUAUCUCCCUCACCACUUGAACAACAAAACAACAUCACCUCAUCACCUUACCACCCACCCACUCGGUAUCUCACUAUAUGUCCGUGUAUUUUACGAUCAACGAUCGAUUUUUCUUUUGACUUGUUUUGGGAUGGAUUGGACUUGAUUUUGUUGCAUAUCACAUCACUCGCAAUCAGCAUGGCGGCGUUUGUACAUACAGUCGAAUCUCGAGGUUUCUUUCUGGUUGUCGCUACCGCUGUCUCUGUCUAUGUCUGGGUCGGACUGAAUUGAAUUUAUCGCAUCAACUUGACCUUGCGUCCCAUCUCUUCGUAAUCAAUCAAAGGUUCUCCGGGUAAAUAGCCCACUGCAACCUUGCCAAGUAGUCCUUGAUGAUCUCUCUGCAAGUGAGUGUGCAGUAAUCCCCCG
Molecule: messenger RNA, 3623 nt
Organism: Aspergillus calidoustus
Lineage: Eukaryota; Fungi; Ascomycota; Eurotiomycetes; Eurotiales; Aspergillaceae
Source: the annotation of a GenBank genome assembly